AUGUCUCAGUAUACUGCAAUUGAGUCAGACGAGGCACCAUCAGGUCUCAACGCUAGCCGUGAAGCGAAUACAGCUAACCCACCGACCAGGAACGCACAGGAUAUCACUGACCCUGCUAACUGGACUUUAUAUCAGAGAUUGAAAGAAUCAUCCCAUCCAGUAGCACUUUUGUUCUAUAUAACAUUUAGGAUUGCUCCAAUUUUUAUUUACAUCUUUGGUAACCUUAUACUUGGGUUUAUUACAAAAAAUAAUAAGUUCAUCUUGCAUUUCAUCAUACUUGUUUUAUUAAUUUCAGCAGAUUUUUGGAACUUGAAGAAUAUCAGUGGUAGACUAUUAGUGGGUUUGAGAUGGUGGAAUGAAACAAACUUCGUUAAGAACUCACCCAAUGGAGAGUUCGAAAACGUUUGGGUUUUUGAGAGCGCAGAUCCAAAUCGUAUAAUCAACCCAAUAGAUUCCAAAGUUUUUUGGAUUUUAUUAUAUGGACAACCUGCUGCCUGGAUUGUUUUGGGGAUUAUGGCCAUUCUCAAAUUUGAAUUUUUGUAUUUGAUUUUAAUCACAAUUUCUGUUUCCUUAUCCUUGACUAACGCUGUUGCUUUCACUAAAUGUGAUAAAUUUGGUAAGGCCAAUAAUUUGGCUACUGAUUUGUUUUCCAGAGCUACAGGUGGUCUCUUAACGAGAUUGAAUCCUUUUGCAUAA
This is a messenger RNA of Hyphopichia burtonii NRRL Y-1933, 696 nucleotides long. RefSeq lists its product as uncharacterized. Gene Ontology annotation, cellular component: Golgi membrane. The transcript has a single exon. Gene Ontology annotation, biological process: protein secretion; vesicle-mediated transport. The record is from RefSeq and is a predicted model, not a curated record. Bases 1 to 696 code for a protein of 231 amino acids. NCBI's taxonomy places the organism in Eukaryota, Fungi, Ascomycota, Pichiomycetes, Serinales, Debaryomycetaceae.